Messenger RNA from Mixia osmundae IAM 14324, 555 nucleotides. RefSeq lists its product as uncharacterized. The record is from RefSeq and is a predicted model, not a curated record. NCBI's taxonomy places the organism in Eukaryota, Fungi, Basidiomycota, Mixiomycetes, Mixiales, Mixiaceae. Bases 1 to 555 code for a protein of 184 amino acids. The transcript is spliced from 4 exons.
AUGAGUCGAAAGGAUGCCAUGCUGGCGCUCGAGCUCAGAUUGAGCGCAUUAGAGAGCCUCAUCGGUACGGGCAGAGUGGAGAGGCCGCUAGCAGACCUACAAAGUCAGCUGGCCGAGCUGGCUGGUACUCAUGAUGACAUUGCCAACUAUCUGACCGUCUCUACAGACGACAGCAACGCAGCCUUGCUUGAAGCCAGCUUUGCAGCGCAGCAGCAGCUGCCGGCAAGCCUUUCGCUCGCCGGCAAAGCCUCAGUCGUGACCGAAGCGGAGCAAGACUUGCGCGAAACAGAGCGCUCUCUGCGCGAGAUCGAGACGCAUGCAUCUCGAGACGUGCACGGUCAAGGCCAGCUUGCCCGCCAUACACCCCUCAAAGCGUCUCUUGAGCGACUUGGCUUGACAGACCUGCCUGACUGCACGAGGAACUGCGAAGGACAGGAAGCUCGUCUGUCGGACUUGCUGCAUCGCUUCGAUCGAUAUACUGAGAUCGUCUCGCAAGUCUUUGUACACUGGAGCGACUUGCUCGACACGCUCGAAAAGCAGCAUGCCAAGCCAUAG